This is a messenger RNA of Doryrhamphus excisus (bluestripe pipefish), 8737 nucleotides long. Lineage: Eukaryota; Metazoa; Chordata; Actinopteri; Syngnathiformes; Syngnathidae. The record is from RefSeq and is a predicted model, not a curated record.
AAAUGGCUGUGCAGGGGUGCAGGGAGUUAUGAACGGGAAAGGAAACAGGGAGAAGUGAAAAAACAAGGACUUUGUACAACUUUCGUGCGCCGCUGGAAGCCGUCGUGUGCAUUCGAGGUAUUGGUAGGACUUUUGUCUGCCAUUUUGGAGUGUCUGAGCCACGCAGCUAAAAGUGAGAAGACUGAAGAAAUAUCCACGGUUGCCAUUUCAAGAAUGUAACUUUGGGACGUUUGGGCCUGCUCGCCUUUGAGAUGGUUGGUCAUAAUCCCUGUCCAGAACAUGUGGGAGCUUUGCAGAAGCGAAGAGGAUUAAAGACCGUCCCACUCUGCCACUGGUACUCCUGAUUUAGACCACUUCAUUCGAACGCGGGGAGCCAGCAACGCACAGCCCUCCACUGGCAAAUUUGAAACCAGGCUGAUCCAAUAGCAUCCAGCCAGCAGGUCUUCGCCGCUUGAAGGAGCAUGUUGCCUACGCUCUCCCUGUGCUCCAUCAUCUGGCUCAACCGGGGUAUCAAGCUGAGGAAAGUGCACCACUUUACCAACACCGGUCAGGUCUGAAAUAGCAGUCGGAAGGUCAGACUUGUGAAAAUGCUUCUCAGCUUUGGGUGACUAUCGACCCCUCGCUCCCCCACACCACCCGACAACAUCAUCUUUAGUGACUCAUAAACCUUCCUGGUUUCUCGGCCUGCACGAGGCCAGCCAUUGCAGGCCAAAUAACGCUCUGUCGGUGGCCAUUUUGAAUAGUUCUUCUCAAGCAAAAUGGCGACGGAAGGCUUCCAGUAUCGUGCCCUCUACACAUUCACCAAGGACCAGGAAGAAGACUUGGAGCUGCAGCCGGGGGACCUCCUGAUCGUGGGCAAGGCUUCGCUCCUGUCCAUGGAGAACUACCACGAGGGAUGCGCGGAGAAGCCUGAAUGCCUCGGCUGGCUCCUCGGGUACAACGAGCGCUCCAAGCAGAGAGGCGACUUCCCUGGAACGUACGUUGAAUAUGUGGGCCCCGUCAAGAUGGCUCUCCCGUCCAGUCAACCCCGGUCUCAGCGACCGCUUCCUGCUACUCCAAGACCAGAGACAUGUCAAGCUGCUUCAGUGCCGGACCUGAGUGAGCAGUUCACACCACCAGAAACGGCUCCCGCGGCCCUCGUCAGCCUCAUCCAAGCCAUAGAGCAGAGAGGUCUGGACUCUACAACUCUGUACAGGAUGACUGCUAGUUCAGACAACCCAGUCCACAGCCUAAGUCCUGAGAGUGACAUCAGUCAGACGGAUGCGGCCAUCCUGUCAGAGUGUGUCAUGCACUACCUAAGAGACCUCCCUUCCCCUGUCAUCCCUGCUUGUACAUACGCUCAGCUCCAAACUGCUAUCACACAGCAACGGCAGGUCCUACAGCAGUCCACAGAUGGUGCCGUAGCUGGCAGCCAUGAUAGAGAGGUAAGCCAGGUCCUCGAGAGCGCCACCACCGUCCCUCUCCAUCACCGUCUCACCCUGCAGUACCUCCUUGCACACCUGGCCAAGGUCGCACAGGCACAGGCCAGCAACAGCUUGGACAUGCACACGCUGGGGAAGAUCUUUGGACCGCUUUUGAUGAGAACAGGUCUCUCUACUUCGGGGUUGUCUUUGGAUGAAGAGUUACCUGCUCUUGUAGUGGAAAGGCUUCUGGUAGAGAGAACUGCAGAACAAGACCUCACUCCGCCAGUUCUUCCAGCAAAGCCAACAAAGUCAAAAAUGGCACCAUCAACCAUGACGGACACAAGCACCCUUCUCAGCGAUGCAGAAUGGUACUGGGGAGAAAUUUCCAGGGAGGAGGUAAAUGAGAAAUUGAGAGACACCCCUGAUGGUACCUUUCUAGUUCGAGAUGCCUCAAGCAAACUGGAGGGAGAGUACACUCUUACGCUCAGGAGAGGCGGGAACAACAAACUUAUAAAGAUCUACCACAGAGAUGGCCGUUACGGCUUCUCAGAGCCGCUCACCUUCCUGUCUGUAGUUGAGCUGAUCAACCAUUACCGCCAUGAGUCCUUGGCCCAGUACAAUGCCAAGCUGGACACCAAACUUCUGUACCCGGUUUCAAAAUACCAACAGCUGGUGAAAGAGAACAGCAUCGAGGAGGUUGGUGAACAGCUGAAGGUCUAUCACGAGCAGUACCAGGAGAAGAGUCGCGAGUACGACGCCCUGUACGAGGAGUACACACGCACGUCACAGGAGCUGCAGAUGAAACGCACAGCCAUUGAGGCCUUCAACGAGACCAUCAAAAUAUUUGAAGAGCAAUGUGAGACUCAAGAGCGUUACAGCAAAGAGUCUUUGGAGCGAUUCCAGCGUGAAGGCAAUGAAAAGGAGAUUCAGAAGAUUCACAGCAACUCUGAACGUUUGAAGUCUCGUGUGAAGGAGAUCCAUGACAGCAAGCGAAAGCUGGAGCAGGACUUGAGACAGCAGGUCUCGGAUAACAGAGAAAUUGAUAAGAAGAUGAACAGCCUCAAGCCAGAUCUCAUGCAGCUCCGCAAGAUCAGAGACCAAUAUUUAAUAUGGCUGACGCAGAAGGGUACAAGGCAGAAAAAGAUUAACGAAUGGCUCGGCAUAAAAAACGAUGCUGAUGACUCAUACUCGCUGGAGGACGACGAGGGCUCGCCCCAUCAUGAUGAGUGCACCUGGUAUGUGGGUGACAUCAAGCGCACCCAGGCUGAGGAAAUGCUGAGGGGCAAAUGUGAUGGAACCUUCCUCAUCCGUGAGAGCCAAUCACAGAAAGGCUCAUACGCCUGCUCCGUUGUUGUGGAUGGCGACGCCAAACACUGUGUCAUCAACAAGACGACCACAGGUUACGGAUUUGCAGAGCCAUACAAUCUCUACUCGUCCCUGAAAGAUCUCGUGCUUCACUACAAAAAUGUCUCCUUGAUCCAACACAACGAGCAGCUGAAUGUAAAUCUCGCAUACCCAGUCCUGGCCCGCUCUCAAAACCAGAACCAGCACCCCAGAUGAAUUCACCACCAGCAGUCAAGGCAGACAACCAGGGUGGGGCAAUUUUCACUCAAAUGCAUUGGGCGCGAAAGAAGGGGGGCCGUUCAUGUUUUUAAGUGGCGAGUCAAAUCAACUUAACAAGCAUGACUCUCUAGCUUGAGGCGGGGGGUUGGGGGGCGGGGUGGGGGGGGUAUAUUUUCCAUCUGACCCCAGUGCAGCUAAAGAGCACUUCUUGCCAGCAGCAUGGCUUCACAGUAAGCACAUCAACUUUGUAACUCAGCAAUGUACAUACAGUUAGCAUGACACAGCAAGUUCGGUUUGCCAGGCGGGACUGUACAGUGUCAGAUACACAAACCCGGUGUGACAAAUUUACAAUAACACGUCUGGAUUCCGAAGAAGAACAUGUGUUCAAGGAUAAGCACACAUUAAUAAUAUUUUUAGACAUCCGGAAGAAGGCGGAGGGACAUAUGGUGGGAUGAUGGGACAAUUUACAGGGGGCACUUUUUUUUUUUUUUUUUGCCUUAAACUCAUAACUGUUUAUAGACAAAGGCCCAAACUGUUAUCCCCAGACUGCCUGCAAACUCUCCGUAGACAAAAGCCUGAGCUGUCAUCCUAUGAAAAGGACUUGCUUGGCUAAACCAGGCUGCUUGCUUCACACCUUAAGACGGCUGAGAACCCGUUGGACCAGGGUGGUGUUGUCACUGGAGCCUGGGGAAAGGGGAAAGUGGAGGGCUUGGGUACAUUUUGUGGAGUGGAUAUUUGUUGGGGGGCGGGGGGUAGAAAAGACUAAUUGAAUUUGACGCUUGUGUAAGUACCGUAGUAAUAGCUUUCAAUGACCACAAGCCUGUGUCGCUAGUAGAGAGUGUUGGGAGAGGAGGAGGCUGUCACAAUAGACAAAGUUACAGCUUUAAAAAAUAUACUUUUUUUGUUUUAUUUCCACCUGCUUUGGCUCAGCAAGCCUCUGUUUGAACUGACGAGGUAUUCGAGUCUAAAAAUGCAUGGUACGUAUUUGGUAUACGGUGAAAUAGUUUUCAAUCACAGAUGGAUAUUGAUUCAUGCAGUUCUUCGCUAUUCAGGUUUCCUUCUGACUGAAAUUUCUCAAGGUUCCUGCAUCCAGCUUCUUUUUUUUUGUCUCCUCCUUUUAGACUGUAGCACGUGUAGCCAUUGACUUAACUGUUAGUGCUCCUUGUAUGUGUCUGCUUCCUAUACGCUAAAGGAACCUGCAGAGCAUCGCUCUAUGUGAUUAUUGUAUCUACGGUACUGUAUUUGCUUUGUCUCCUGUUAGAUACACAGUUUCUGAGAUCCUUGCAGAUGUUUUUUUUUUGUUAAAUAGUAUAUACUCACAAUACUUCCCCUUCUUGCGCUUGACUGUUGGUUUUUAUCACAAGUUUGACUCACAGAGCUGUAGAACAUUUAAUGUACAGAGAAAAGAGAAGCAGUAAUAUAACAGUAUAUUUUAGCCAUACGUGCAGUUGGUGUAUGUGAGUUUUUUUUUUUUCUUUUAUGAUUGUAGCUUAGAUUCCGUUUCCUGCAUCCAGCGACUGUGAGCCAAAUGAAGGAUCUUUCAUGUAGCAAGAAAACCUUUUUUUUUUUUAAUGGUUGGUUCUUCCUGUUUGGUUUCUGACUUGUUGUGCGUACACAGUGAAGCAUGAUAUGCGUGAUUGUACUAUGCACACCAGAAUAGUCCGAGGAGAAGAACUGCUUCUCUUUCACCUCUUCUCCUAUAUUCGUUUCAAUUCAGGUUUCACUCUCAAAGCACAAAGUUUGCUUGUAAGUCAACUAUAAAUCUCAGUUGCCAAAAAAAAGUAUAUUUUUGUAGAGUGCUGAGGGGACGUAAGUCAAUUAGUGUAUGAUGUCUUGACAGAUGUAAGGAGUGUGAUGACUUGAUUUAUUUUUGACAACGGAAGUCAAUGUAAACAACACCAGCUUCAGCUAUCAGGCAAAUAGCUGAGCAUCCUAAUUCUUUACAAAGUCCUGCUACCUUUUUAGUUUAGUUGGACUGGGCCAACUUUCCCCAAUGUUGAUUUCAGCCAUCUCUUAGCCAGGCUUAUUCAGUCGUACUGUACUUUGCACAUGUCUUUUGGUUGAACGAGAGGUGAGGUCAGCGCUUCUGCUCAGAGGGCUUUCAAAACAAAACAAAACAAAAAAAAAAGGUUGGAAGAGAUAAAAAAAAAGUGCCUUUCGUCGAUGAUGAGCGCAUCCUCUCCUCUUUGUUUGUUGUUGCCAGAGAGUCGGUGCCAUCGCUGCCACAUGCUGUGCCCAUCAUGCGUUCACCUUUUCUCAGCAAGAACCAGCGUGUGUGUGUGUCUGUGUGUGUGUGUGUGUGUUUAUGUGAGUAAAUCAGCAUGUUUUAGGUUUAGUUGUGCCUCUUUGUUGUUACAUGUGAAUUGUUACUUUCUCAAUCGGGGGCUGCACAGUAACUUGGUGCGCCCCCUCUUUGCACGCAAGCUCGCUUUUUUUCAUUUGGAUUUGGUCCAGAUUUAACACUCAGACUACAAUGUGAACCGCCAAGGCCCAGUGUAGUUGUUUGCGACACACGACGAGAUAAGCUCUCCAGUUAACGCAUGCAGCAUUUAUGACACGUUGGUUCCAUGUGAACGACUACGUCACCUGCCAUUGCUGACAUCUGUCAUCCAGUUUGUUGGACCAACACUUGACUGCACUUUUUUGUCUGUCCCACACACAAAUAAGUAGAACCCUAAAAAGCCGUACAGUCCGGUGAAGCUCAGUUUCCUACAGUUGAUUAGUUUGAAGCUCACAGUAUUCAAUGUACAUUUUUUGCUGCUGUUCUUCUGCAGACACAAGCGUCACGAUAUUAGCUAAUGUAAUACUUUCCCAGCUGGCUUCUCAUGCACUUUGAUCCACACGCUAGUCGAAUAGACUACAAUUUCUUUACAAUCCUUCAUGAGGAUCAGGAUUGCUUCAUGCAAUACAGGUGAAUCUCAGUAAAUUAGAACAUUAUGCAAAAGGUAUUUGAUGUCACGAGUGGAAUUCAGACGAAGAGACCAAUUCAUGUUUUCGCAAUUUUGUUUGCUGUAUAGUGUGAACCAGUAGCUGACAAUACAGUGGAAACUCAGUUGUCAACAUGAAUCCAUUCCAAAAGGUCAGAUGAAUACCCAAACUGAAAAUGCAUCAAAGAAAUCAUGUCAAUCCAAUGAAUGCGUUCUAGUCCCAGAAAUAUUAACGCAACUAAAGGUACCUUUGGACUAAUAUGAUGAUGAUAACAGCGAUAGGAGUUUAAUUAUUUUUAGCUAUAGCUAUUCAUGUAAACUAUUUUUGUUAGCAUCAUUAUAUCGGUCCAAACUAAAGUACAAAUUUGUAGCAAGUAAUAAAACGGAUCACUAACCUGAAGAAACAAGGGGGGGGUCUAAUAAUUUUUUCCACGAUUGUAUAAUUAUUGAAGGAUUUCCUGUACGGAAUCUGUCUGUAGUGUCCCAACUCUAAAAAAGAACUAUCCAUUUACAGAGACUGAGUCAUAAGUGAGACCAGCCAUCCAUCUAUUUUCUAUGCCGCUUAUCCUCACUAGGUUGGCUGAUAUGCUGGAGCCUAUCCCAGUUGUCUUUGGACUGGUCGCUAUCCAAUGGCAGGGCACGUAUAGACAAACAAUCAUUCACGGUCACAUUCAUACCAUACAUAGAGUCGCCAAUUAAGCUAAUACGAUUGAAAACCGAGGUACCGCGGUACUGAAAUAAAAGACUUCAAAGAUAUUGUAAUUUGUUGAGAUGCACCUGUAGAUGCGAAUGGUUGUUAUUGGGUGGAUCAGGAGAAAAAAAAACAUGUCUGGAAAAAGAGUGUCAGUUUAUUGCAGCUUGUUUCAGGGAUGAUCAGGUGACUUUGGAUCUGCUUUCUUCGUUUUGUUUGUCAGCUUUUCUGUAGUCGCCUUCAGCUGCCAUAUUUGUGACAGAUGUGUAAAGGCCCGAGGCAAUGCAAAAUGUUAUUAACGUUAGUAGCAGACAGGCAAGACGCGGGCAUAUGGUCAGGUCUCAUUCGCACUUAGCUUCCUUCCUGCUCGUGUAUGUAUUUACAUAUGCAUUUGUGACCGGGUGUAUCUUGAAAAGCGUUUUUUUCUACACAGCAAAUGAUCAUUCAAAGAAUGAAAUAUUUUUUCAUCAGCUUUGGUACACUGUAAAUGAUCUUUCUUGAAAAAAGGCCUCAUGCACCAAGCAUAUCUUUCACUGACUACGAGGAACAUGCAAUUUGGUGUCUGUAAAAGUUUGGCAAAUAAACCAGAGAGACGUAAUACAGAAUAACUAUUUUGAAAUAUAUACUUAUAUCUAUAUUUUUGAAUGAUGUAAUUAUCAUUUGGAUUGUGCUUGAAACAAAUCAGAAAGGAAGUGUCGGGGGGGCGGGGGGGGUAUCUUCAGGCGGCUUUGAAAUCAGGGCGAAACAGUUCAUAAACGCACGCAAUUUCACUAAUCAUUAAGCUUGGACAUACUUUGUGGUUAUCAUCAAUAGAAUAUGUUAAACUUGAUAAUAUUGUGAUGAAGCAAGCUCAUGUACAUGUGUUAAUAUUUACAGAGCCAAGGCUUUAUGUUGGAUGCAGUCUUGGCUGCUUUGCAUUUAUUACAUACUAGAGAGAUUUGCUUUAUUUCUUCUUCAACGUGAGAAUCUGUCAUUGUCAUUUGAAAGAUUGUUGUUUUGGGGAGUAGACACAGUGUUAAAGGUGCACCACAAAACAAACACUUGUGGAUACAAAGAAAAAAAAUGGAUAAAAGGUACAGAUCCCAGUCACUCCUUUAUGCAGAUCUUUGCAAAUGCAACAAUGAUGGCAUUAGAAAGUGUUCUUUCAUGGUGCCUGAGGAUGUUUUUUUUUUGUUAUUUUUUUAUUUAGCUUUUUAAAAAAGCUGAUUAGAAUUGUUUGUCCAAGUGUUUUUGUUUGUUAAAUGAUAACUUUACAGAGCCUAUACAGAAAAAAAUAAGCUAGCUUGAUUUUUUUUUCUCCGUACAGAAAAAAAUACAAAUGUUUACAAUAUGUAAUUAACCAAACAGUAAAUACCCAUUUGACACUCAGUCUAUCUCUCAAAGUGGCUGUGAUUGAGUUGCAAUUGUUUAUUUCCUGUCAUUUUAAACUUGAAAAAGACUUUCCCCUCUUCUUCUGUUACUGUUCCUCUGUUUUUAUUUGUAUUAUCAGAGCAGUGCUCCCUCUUUUACAUUUGUUUGUCCCAAACUGAGCCUUGUAUGUUGCAUAUUUCUUCAAUUGUGAGGUGGUUUCAUUCUGAUUGUCAGCAAUCUCAUGGAGUAACAUGUCAGCAUUUGCAGCAAUUAAAAGUAAAAGCUCUUUCUUUUUCUUUUUUGGGCCUUUUUCCAGUUGUUUGUCUCUAAAUUGAGUGUUCGUCAUCCAGAAUAGCAUCUAACUGUAUCAGAAGGCUCAGCUGCAUCAUCAGGAAUCAUAAUAAAAUGACAUGAACGACAAAGCUACCCCACACCCAUUGAUUUCAGAGGGAGCACUGUUGAUCCAGCCAGUAUCAGCCUAUUGGUUGUUUUUGUCUCACCACAUAUACACAAAAAAUGUUUUGUCCUCGGGUGUUCCCCUUUCCUCCGUCCUGUUGGUCAUUUUUCUAAUUUCUUAUUUUGUGUAAAACUUGCUUCACAGUUCAAUUCACAAAGGUACUCUUUCAUCUGUACGGUUCUCUCUAGCCAGAUGCAAAUGAUUUUAAAAGACAAUAAAAUAUAUGGUAUAUAAAAAUGGGCUGUUUUGUUGUCUGGUUUUAUUUAAAUGUCCAGCAGGGGGCGUUUAUAUUAUUUGCUAAGCUGGCAAUAAUAAUAACACAUAACUACAUCUAAUUUUUGUACAU